AUGCAAAGAGUCUGCUACACCCAGUGUGUGAGGAGACUUUGUGGUCCAGCACAAUCGUCCCGGCUUCUUAAAGUGAGAAACAUUCACAGAUCUUUACGGCAACUGCGACACAAUACGGUAAUGGAGGACAACAAACCAUGGGCUCUGAUCUCAGAGGUGGGCGGACAAGGUUACAUUGAAGAGGUCAUGGACAUACUGAAGCAACACUUUCACAUCAUCUGUCACAAAGACUUCCUUCAAAACUCUGCGGUGCAGGGGCCAAAAAUCCAGGCCAUGUUAAUGUGGAACACCUUCCCUGCAGCCGAGCCCUCGCUGCUUCGCUUGCUCCCCUCGCUGAAGGUGGUCUCCAAUGGCGGAGUGGGCAUCGACCACUUGGAUCUGCCGUACAUCAGCAGCCUGGGAGUAAAGGUGACCAACACACCGGAUGUAGUGAGCGAUGCCACUGCAGAUAUCGCCAUGGGUCUGCUCCUGGCGUCGGCGCGCAGGAUCGUUGAAGGUCACCAACUAGCCGUCGACCCCAACAUGACUUAUUUAUCGCAAAGCCUGAUGGGAGUUGAAGUCACAGGGUCGACUAUGGGGAUUAUUGGAAUGGGACGCAUUGGCUGCAAAAUUGCUCAAAGAGGCAAAGGAUUUGACAUGAGAAUCCUGUAUCACAACAGGACCAGGAGGAGUGUUGAAGAUGAGCGGGCGGUUGGUGCGAGUUACCGGGAGAAGGUGGACGACCUGCUGAAAGAGUCUGACUUUGUCAUGCUGGCGGUCAACCUGACACCUGAAACCACAGCGCUGAUCAGCCACAGAGAGCUGUCCCUCAUGAAACCCACGGCAACGCUGGUCAACAUCAGCAGAGGUCCGGUGGUGGACCAGGACGCUUUAGUCAAAGCUUUGCGGUCUGGAACAAUUCGUGCAGCGGCAUUAGAUGUGACUCACCCUGAACCAUUACCAAGGGAUCAUCCUCUACUCAGCCUUUCCAAUGUGCUGAUCACCCCCCACGUUGGCACCAACACGUACACUACAACACGAAAGAUGGUGCAGAAGAUGGUCGACAAUGCUUUGGCUGCACUGAAUGGUCAAUCUAUUCCUAAUGAAGUCAAACCAAAAUGAUGGUCAUCUACAGAUGGUCUCCGCCUGUCUGUAGCUGGAAGAGUUUUCCCAAUGCAGGACAAACACCAUUCUUAGAGUAACAACGUUUAAUAUGAUUUGUCGGUAAACGUUGGGUACAAAACGAUAUGACUGCUUGAUUAUAUUAAUUAUUAUAGGUAUAGUGGUAAAACGUAUGUAGGCUGCAUGACUGUUACCGCAAUUAUCAUUUCACAUACCCCCAAAAUUGUUUCAUUGUUCAAAUUUCCAUACAUCUUGGAUUAAUACAUUUUAGUGUUUCAUAUUAGUCCAUUCUUUCACAACAAAGAGGUUUAACAUGAUCUUAUUCCUAUUCCAGAUUUUGCUGGAAUCUAUGAUGUAUGCACAUGCUUUGGCAUUAAAUUAGAUUACUGCCCGUGUGUAUUCAUGUAAUAAACUACACUUAAUCCUUUUUUAUAUUCUACUACUACAAGUAUAUGCUAAUUAACUCCUUUUCUUCAAACAGCUCUUAACCCUUUUCACUCUGCGCUGUUUUUGGGCCUCAGCUCCGAAAUGGCAUUCCCAUAAUAAAGAGGGGUAUUUCUCUGCAACUACAAGGUCUUUCUGGAAAAUGUUUGUUGUCAGGAUAAAGGGGAACACAUCAGUAUAUAUGUUACUGGUUAAGAAAUAAAAGAAGAUGGCACAGAG
Messenger RNA from Gasterosteus aculeatus aculeatus (three-spined stickleback), 1764 nucleotides. The record is from RefSeq and is a predicted model, not a curated record. Lineage: Eukaryota; Metazoa; Chordata; Actinopteri; Perciformes; Gasterosteidae.